Molecule: messenger RNA, 882 nt
Organism: Didymodactylos carnosus
Lineage: Eukaryota; Metazoa; Rotifera; Eurotatoria; Philodinida; Philodinidae
Source: the annotation of a GenBank genome assembly
AUGCCAUUUGAAACACAAGAUCCAUGCUACGAUAGCAACAAAAACGAAAACAAACAAACUUCAUGGAAUAAACAACAGUUAUAUUCUUAUAAUGAUAUUCCAUUGUAUUUACAAACAAAUUCAUUUAUUUUAAAUAGUUAUAGACAUGAUUUAACAAUUAAAAAUUGUUUAUUUAGUUUAUUUCUUCUCCAUAAUGAAACAUUUAAUAUUUGGACACAUUUAUCGUGUGCUAUUGUAUUCAUCUAUCUAUUUAUUAAUGAUUUUAAAAAAUUUUCAACUGCCAAAUUAGAUGAUUUUAUUGUUAUAUUGUUUUAUACAUUUUCUGUAAUAUUUUGUACAUUAGCUUCUACAAUAUUUCAUAUGUUUAAUUGUUGUUCGUCGAAAGCAUAUCACCUUUGUCUAAAAUGUGACAUAUUAGGAAUUGCUAUUGCCAUAUUUGGAGGAUAUAUUUGGAACUUUCAAUGGAUGUUUAAAUGUUUUACUUACACUAGAAUUUUUUAUCAGUUAAUAAUUGCUCUUAUUAUUCUAUGUGUUAUUGUCUAUUAUUUAAAACAACCACAAUUUAACAGUAUGUUAUUUAUUAGUGUGCCCAUGGCAGGUAUAUUACCUAUAAUUCAUUGUGUGUAUUUAUAUGGUGGAUGGGAACAAGAAUUUAUACAGUAUUUUUGUGUAAACAUGUUUGUAUACUACACGGUAGUUGGAAUUGGCAUUUUAUUUUAUCGUACAAAGACACCUGAACGUUUUUUUCCUGGUCGUUUCGAUAUUUUUGCUUCGAGUCAUCAAAUAUGGCAUAUAUUCAGUAUCAUUUCCUAUUUUUGGUUAUAUAUAAGCGGUAUUCAACUGAUGGAAUAUCAUUUAAAAAACCCAUGUAUUAAUCAGUAA